Molecule: messenger RNA, 1284 nt
Organism: Histoplasma capsulatum G186AR
Lineage: Eukaryota; Fungi; Ascomycota; Eurotiomycetes; Onygenales; Ajellomycetaceae
Exons: 3
Coding region: 1-1284 (427 amino acids)
Source: RefSeq, a predicted model, not a curated record
AUGUCUCAGUUCCCAAAUGGCAAUGGCAUGCCAUUCCUUUGGCAAACACCUCAACUCUUUCACGCGACGGUCGAAGACGACCCCGUUCAGCUUUACCCCGCCCAUGCCAUGGAAGCUGUGGGAUAUAUGGAAACUCCCCUUACAACACAUGAAAGACCUGGUAGCAUUAUUUCUAGGCCUUUACCGAUUUCUCAACCUUCUUUCAACGUUGAUCUGAAGCCGCCACGUUUUGAUGUACAAUGGCGAUGGUGGGAGGAUGAAGCUAGCUUCAUCCUGCGAGCAUUCACGGUUGAAGCCAUUAAACGACUUGUGCAGUUCCGUUUGUAUCAUGACGAUAACCUCCCUAGGUCUAUACUUCGGAGUCGAGAUUCGAACACUGUGACUAAAUUUCUCAGCUCACUGUUGCCCCCCGAUGAUGGCACAAUAGUUACCGAACUUACGCAUUACGAUAGAGUGGAGAAGCUCCUCAGUCUAUGUCGUUCUAAAGAUAACGAGGCCAGACCUUGGACCUGGUUUCCUACUCGGCAUCCCAACGACCUUGAUUAUGAAGCAGUUGCUAGAGACGUCAACGAAGAGAGCUACUUGCAGUUUAAGGCUGUUCGGUUCGAAGACUGGGUCCACUACUCCCUUGGAUACCCUACUCCAUCGGUAGAAUGGUUCCUGGUUCAACAUUCUAAACUUUCUAGCUACCUUGUGGAUCAUUUCAAUGAGUUUCCUGAUCGAUCGCAUAAGUACGUCGAGGUGGAGAAGCAUCUCCGCUCGCGCAGUCCUUUUGCUCACCAGGCGGUUUUGUGCAGUCUUAAAGUUAAAGGAAUUGUGGAUUCUGACGAUACUCCAUUGUCGACACACAGGCUCAUGCGAUUCCUCACAAUCCCGAUACAAAACUUGUUUACGACGCAGCAAAAUGGCCUAAUACGGAUGUUAAAGAAGCUGGUGGUAUUGGAAAUCCGUUUCAAUCACAUGUACCAUCAAGGGUCAGAUUUGAACUGGGAUAGUAACUUUGAGGCUGAAUCUCCUCUCCUUGACGAGUUCUUCGAGGCCUCUUCUCCUCGAGCCCUGGCGAGAUGUCUCACACACUCGGAUGAUCGGGAAUUUACCGGUCUAUCGUUACAAAGCUUCGUUACUGAAGACUCCAAAUUCCGUCAGUUGAUAGCGGGCUGGGAUAAUCUAUGUACGGUGACCGAGGAGUGUUGCCUCGCUUAUCCGAACUUAGUUGACUUUUUAAGAAAUUGUGUUCAGUACAAAGCAGGCCUGGGUUACCAUUUCUCCGCCCCUAUGUUAUAG